AUCAUUGGACGUUAGUUACAGCAGGGAUCAUAGCUGCUAUCAACAGACAGUCCGAGAACCUGAGCUCUGUCUUGGUAUUCAAAGAGAGUGCUGACCUCUGUCGUAAUUUUGGAAGCAGGGGAUAAUAUUGAGAUUUGUAGGCAGUCUUUAUAUUUGUGGACAUUACUAAUAAAAGUGGACGGUUGUUCGAGCAGUGGACAUUACUGGACAGUAAUAGGGGACAGUCCUGACGUCUGUGCCUCAGUUGACCACUAAACACACAGGUGCUGCCUGUUUCGUCAACCAACAAAGUCAAAACCAAAAAUGCUGUUGCUUCUAAUCCUUGCAACGAUUCUGACCGUUUCCUCGAAUCAGGAAUUCGAUGAAGCCUUCUACAACUCUUUGGGUCCUGGUUACUCCUAUACUUAUCUCCAGACUCCUCCAACAGAGAAAUUCUACCCAAGCCGAAGUCUUCUGGAAUGUUCUCUCAUCGCUCUAAACAGUCAAUCGGAAUUCUUUACUUACAACAAAGUCAACCGUACUUGUAAGAAUUACUCACCCAAAAAUAUUAUGACGGUCAGCAGUGGACAGGACAAGAAUGAGAUGUCCUACUAUAGAAGCAGUGAAUGGAUUAAAACCUAUGCCAUAUCAAAGGGGGCAAAAUCGUUAAUCUAUGAUUCCAUAUUAAAAAAAGGCGAUCCUUCAACAUGGAACGUGGACAAAUGCGUUGGUGGCUAUUGUCCGAAUUUUUUCCGACACCCUCUGCUUGAUAUCUGGAACGAACUUCCGAUUGAUGAGGUGAAACUCGUGUUAUACGAAAACCAAACAGCUGUGGUAACGAUGGUGUUUGAUGGACGAGAUACAACCCUUAAAAGUUGGUUCUCAAUUGACAAGCUGAAAAGUUCCCCAUGGAGUGAUCUACAAGUAGGGAAAACCAAUUAUUUCUCCAUAGCUGGAUUUGGCGACGCCCGCCGUUUUUAUGUGUCAAACUAUCAUCAGAGUUGCCCAUAUGACAUUGGUUGGUUGUGUAUUAAUGAAGCUAACGAACAUUUUGAAACCUGCCCUUGGGAGACAUCGAACCCUUUCCCUGAUUCCCUACUCUAA
Molecule: messenger RNA, 1083 nt
Organism: Octopus sinensis (East Asian common octopus)
Lineage: Eukaryota; Metazoa; Mollusca; Cephalopoda; Octopoda; Octopodidae
Exons: 5
Coding region: 304-1083 (259 amino acids)
Source: RefSeq, a predicted model, not a curated record